Molecule: messenger RNA, 468 nt
Organism: Lachancea dasiensis
Lineage: Eukaryota; Fungi; Ascomycota; Saccharomycetes; Saccharomycetales; Saccharomycetaceae
Source: the annotation of a GenBank genome assembly
AUGCAAGAACGUAAAGAAGGAACAGUAGUGACAACCUCGCAAUCUCUGCCCGUUUUACAAUUACGCGGGAGUACAGAUGUACCACAUACGGGCCCAACCCAAAGUGACACAUCUAAGAGAGGUGAUCAGCGAAACAAAGUUCGUUGGAAAGAUGAUGUAGUAGACAACGAGCACAUGAACAAGAAGAAAUCCAAAGUUUGUUGUAUAUUCCAUCCUCAGCAAAAUCUGGAGGAUCUAGCUGACGACAAUGAGGAUUGCAAUCACCAUCCCCAUCACAAUUCGUCCCAGUCAUCUGAAUCAUCAUCUUCUGAGUCCGACAGCGAAGCUUCCAAGGGAAUGGACUUAGAAAGCAGGCGAAAAGCGAGGAAGGAAAGGCGCCGUCGCAAGUUGGAACAAAAACGGUCUUCCAGCCCGAACGCCUAUGAAGUCCAGCCGGAUUACACUCAAUCACGAAUAAGGCAAACUUAA